This is a messenger RNA of Metopolophium dirhodum (rose-grain aphid), 1535 nucleotides long. Its product is annotated as spermatogenesis-associated protein 6. The transcript has 11 exons. Gene Ontology annotation, molecular function: myosin light chain binding. NCBI's taxonomy places the organism in Eukaryota, Metazoa, Arthropoda, Insecta, Hemiptera, Aphididae. The record is from RefSeq and is a predicted model, not a curated record. The coding region runs from base 65 to 1315 and encodes 416 amino acids. Gene Ontology annotation, biological process: spermatogenesis.
GUUAUUCGUUUACAUUAUUGCAGACUGGUACACCAAAAUACUCGCACAUAAGCUGUUGCCGAUUAUGUCGUGUAAAUCAUUUAAAAUAUGUGUAGUUUUAGAUAUUUUAGACGUCACGUGUCCCGGUGUGUGGAUAUGUCCCAAAGGAAUGAUAUAUCUCGAUAUUUGGUUGUUCGGGUGUAACAGUAACACAUCGUAUGUAGAACCCAAAUUUCCUUUAGCUUUCAAUGAAACAUUUAACUUCCACAAAACCUUUACAGAACUCUCAAACUUGAGGGACAUUCAGAAAGUCUUGGAAGAGAAAUGCAUGAAAAUAGAAUUAGUGCAAGCCUACAAAAAUAAACAAGUCACUUUAGCCACAUAUAGCUCAUAUGUCGAUGAAGUGUUGUACCCCGAACGCAGUCGGUUGAGUAAGAAUGGAGAAAUGGCAUUGCUCAUGAAAAAUGAACCUUUAUUUCCGGGAACUAUUUCACCAAAAAUUACACUAGUCACCAAGACCAGUGUUACAGAACAAAUAAACGUAAUUUCACGUGUAAAUCAAUGCUCACCACAAUAUUUAGAAACUCAAAAUCAGCCGAACAGAAUGAAAAGAGUUCAUCACUCCAAAUUCAAGGAUUCGCAGUGUUCACAUAACACAAAACUUAGGACAACUAAUGAAGAUGGACAUAUUAUUUCAGACACAGACACAGACAGUCAACUAUAUUGUUUAGGAGCAAAAAAGACCAAUAAUAACAUGAUGGAUUGGGAGUGUCAUUCGAAAAAAUCUUGCAAACUCUGUGAACAUAUGAAUAGCUCCAAAAUAAACGAGCAUAGAAAGGAAUCCAGCGACCAAAAACAUAUAAAGGAGUCUUUAAAUUUGAAAGAUAAAUCUUUGGAUAAUGAUGAGUACAAAAAAACGGAGAUUACAUCAAAUACAUUUGGAAAAAAUAUAAAAGCUACAUACAACUAUAAGUGCUGUAAAUCAAAGUUAAAUAACAGCAGCAGUACAAAUGAAUCAAUAAAAACAAGUGAUGAAGAUUCUAUAAUUAAUGAAGAAAAAAACACAACAAUUCCUGUAAUACUUGAAGAUUCAGGUGAAGAACCAAAGAAAAUAAAUCCGAAGAUUAAAGCUCGUUUACAUUUGGAUGUGUAUCAUUGCAAAUGUGGUAUGCCUGACUGUAUGUUAAGCCCAAGCUGGAGGAAUAUAUGCAACGAAGUGAACAGGAGAGACACCGUAGAAGAUACAAUUAAAUAUCAAAUAUCUUUGAGAAAUUACUAUAAGAGGCUUUACGAUGGGACCACAUAUCAACUUGGUAGAAAUCUACAACUACUCUGAUUCUAUUAUUUAUCUUAGUUCUUAUCUUGAGCAAAAAAAUAUGAUGAGUAGGUACAAUAUGUAAUAUUUUAUUAUAACGUAUACUAAAAUUAGUAUUAAAAGUUAUGAAAGCAAUUAGAUAUAUUAAAAAAAAAUUACGUUUAUACUAUUAAUGUUCUUUAAAUCAAAAGUUUCAUCUUGUAUGGGUGUAUGGCACACAUAUUGCCAAGCAAUGUUUAUA